AUGUUUUUAUGUUUAUAUUUUGCCAAUACGAUUAUACCAUUAUCUAAUGAACAAUUAAUGAUCAUCAAUAAAGGUUUGAAAUUUAUUCCACCAUGUCAAAAUCAUUUCUUUUCGAAUAAACCAAUUCAAAAAAUUAUUGAACGAGAAUAUAAUCGACUUUAUGAUGAAAAUGUUAAAAACCUUACAGAUUACACUUUUCCAACUACCGAUGCAAGAGCGAAAGAAUAUUUCCUUGCCAUUAGAACUUUACUUGAACAACUUUAUAUGAAACCUAUACCAAACAAAAUUGCAAGAAAUGCUCAAUAUUUAAGUCGUAUGAUAAAAUCAAUGCAACGACAAUUACAUAGAGCAAAUAUUGCUGUUGGACAAACUGAUAAAAGUAAAUUAUUUUUUUUUAUUGAUGCACAAGAUUAUGAAGAAAAAAUUAAGAAUUAUAUGACUAAAACAAAUGCUUAUCAAGAAAUUACCAGUGGUAUUUGCCCACUAGCUGAUAAUUUACAUUUAGUCAUAUUAUUACUUGAUCAUUUACGUGGCCGAAAGGAUAUUACCUAUGAACAAUGUAAACAAAUGUAUCCGAACAUAAAAAAAUUAGAAUUGACUCAUAUUUAUUUUAAUCUUAAAGUUCAUAAGCCUGAUAUAUCUGUUCGACCUAUUGUUGCUUCAAUUAAUGCACCCGCAAGACUUAUAUCAAGUUUUUUAGAUCAAAUUCUUACUCCAAUAUAUAAUCAUGCGACGAAAGAUAUUACAUUUAUUAAUGGUAUAGAUGUUGUUCGAAAAUUAAAAGAAUAUCAACAACAAGGUUAUCUGACUUCAACAACACUAUUUGUGAUAUUUGAUGUCGCUGAUUUAUAUACAAUGAUUCCACGUGAUGGUGCAAUUGCUGCUUUAACUCGAUUUUGUGAAAAAAAUGCCAUCAAUGGAAAAAUUGGCACUCUUAAAAUAAGUACUAUUAUUCAAUUAGCAUGUGUUGUUUUAGAUACCAAUUCAUUUGCUUAUAAAAAAAAAUAUUAUCGUCAAAUAAAAGGGGGUGCUAUGGGUUCACCUUUCACUAUGGUGUUAGCGAAUAUUUAUAUGUUAGAAUGGGAACAAAAAUUAAUUCAACAUCAAAAAAUACAUAAUGGAAUUUAUGGACGGUAA
Molecule: messenger RNA, 1137 nt
Organism: Rotaria sp. Silwood2
Lineage: Eukaryota; Metazoa; Rotifera; Eurotatoria; Philodinida; Philodinidae
Source: the annotation of a GenBank genome assembly